Homarus americanus (American lobster) is the source of this 3092-nucleotide messenger RNA. It is a transcript of the gene whd, whose product is annotated as carnitine O-palmitoyltransferase 1, liver isoform-like. Gene Ontology annotation, cellular component: mitochondrion. The record is from RefSeq and is a predicted model, not a curated record. Gene Ontology annotation, molecular function: carnitine O-palmitoyltransferase activity. The coding region runs from base 152 to 2482 and encodes 776 amino acids. Gene Ontology annotation, biological process: fatty acid metabolic process; carnitine metabolic process. NCBI's taxonomy places the organism in Eukaryota, Metazoa, Arthropoda, Malacostraca, Decapoda, Nephropidae. The transcript has 19 exons.
GUCUGGCAAUGGGGUGUGUGGGGCGCCCGUCCAGCUGACUGGUGUCGGGCCCGUCGGCUUCAGGUCCAGUAAGAGUACCUCGUUGAAAGUGUAAAGGGUCGGUCAACGCGAGCUUCUCCAUUGACUUGAGGACAGGCAGUGAGCGGCAGGGAUGGCGGAGGCACACUCUGCAGUGGCAUUCUCCUUUGCCAUCACUCAUGAGGGUGUUCAUGUAAAUUAUGACAGAGAAGUGCUUCAUGUCAUUUGGCAUUCUGGUGUUCGCUCCUGGCGGCGAGGUAUCCGCCGAUUUGUUAACAAUAUAAGAUGUGGGGUCUUCCCAGCAUCUCUCUCCUCACUGGCAUUGACUGUGGGUGGCUACAAUGCUAUGUAUCUCAGCCGAGACUUGUAUGGGACCAAUUUUGAUAUUUCAUUGGGACUGGCUGACCUCCUGAAGAAGCAUGUCAAACUAGAAGAACCAGCUAAAGGGAUUGUUUGCUGUACAGCAUCUGCAUUUGCUGUGUGGUGUGGAGUCUUUUUAUUUAUGAGGUAUACGCUAAGGCUUCUGUAUAUGUACAAAGGAUGGAUGUAUGAAGCAAGAGGUCGUGGCAAGACAAUGGGCAAAGCCUCCAAACUCUGGGUGCUCGCACUAAAGUCCUUAACUUGGUUUUCAAGGCCUAUGCUCUACUCAUACCAGGGUGCCCUUCCCAGGUUGCCUCUGCCAGCUCUCGAUGACACCAUGUCUCGGUACCUGAGGAGUGUGCGACCGCUGAUGGAUGACGAGAAUUAUGUCAGAAUGGAGAAGCUUGCCCACGAUUUCCAGAGUGGCAUUGGAAAGAAGCUUCAGCGGUACCUGGUGCUCAAGUCAUGGUGGGCAACUAAUUAUGUAACGGACUGGUGGGAGGAGUUUGUGUACCUCCGAGGUCGAUCACCUAUUAUGGUCAACUCCAACUUCUAUGGUACAGAUGCCAUUCUUCUCCAUCCAACACGUAUUCAGGCUGCACGCGCAGCAAAUGUAACUCAUGCAGCUUUCCUGUUCCGGCGGCUCAUUGAUAAUCAGCAGCUUUCACCAAUCAUGGCUCAGAAUAUGGUGCCAUUGUGUUCGUAUCAAUAUGAGCGCACAUUUAACACCACACGUAUCCCAGGCAUCCAGACAGAUAAGAUUGUCCACUUCAGUGAUGCUACACACAUUGCUGUGUACCAUGCAGGACGAUUCUUCAAAAUGCCAUGCUACUAUAAGGGCAAGCUGCUUACUCCCAAGGAGCUCCAAAUACAAUUUGAGCGUAUUCUGGCAGAUGAAAGUGUGCCAGAAAAGGGUGAAGCAAAUUUAGGUGCAUUGACAGCUGGUGAACGGAAACCUUGGGCUGAAGCACGUACAAAGUUCUUUAGCAAAGGAAUCAAUCGUUCAUCGUUGGAAACAAUAGAGAAGUCUGCCUUUGUGCUUGUCUUGGAAGAGGAUGAUUAUGACUACUGUGAAGAUGAUCCAAGUCAGCUGGACAGGUUCGGACGAGCUAUGCUUCAUGGCAAAGGUUAUGACCGCUGGUACGACAAGUCCUUCAACGUCAUUGUGAUGAAGAAUGGCAGGAUUGGUUUUAAUGCAGAACACAGCUGGGCAGAUGCAGCGAUCAUGUCCCACCUCUGGGAGUAUGUCCUAACUGAAGACCUGAUUACGAUUGGACAAUACGAUGAAAAUGGUAACUGCACGGGACCAGUGAACUGCGAUCCCCCUCUACCAUCACGACUCAAGUGGGAGCUAAAGCAGGACUGUCUCCAGGUCAUUGAUUCCUCCUUUAGGGUUUCUGAAGCUCUACUAAAUGAUGUUGAUCUGCGAUUGUAUAUGCACACUGCCUAUGGCAAGGGCUUCAUGAAGUCUUGUCGAUUGUCACCUGAUGCAUACACCCAGAUGGCACUACAGUUGGCAUAUUACCGGGAUGCAGGCAAAUUUAACUUGACUUAUGAAGCAAGCAUGACUCGCCUUUUCCGAGAUGGCAGGACUGAGACUGUUAGACCGUGCACCAUUGAGUCAUCAGCCUGGGUGAAGGCCAUGGAGGACAAGACGGUCUCUAAUGAGGACUGUGUGUCAUUGUUGAAGAAGGCAUGUGUUCAGCACCAGCUUGGUUACCGGGAUGCCAUGUGCGGUAAAGGCAUUGAUCGUCAUCUCUUCUGCUUAUACGUCAUUUCAAAGUACUUAGAAGUUGAUAAUCCUUUCCUCAACGAGGUGUUAUCUGAACCAUGGCGCCUCAGUACUUCCCAGACCCCACACGGUCAGACUAGCAAAAUGGAUUUGAGUAAGCACCCCAAAUGUAUCAGUGCUGGGGGUGGAUUUGGUCCAGUGGCUGAUGAUGGGUAUGGUGUGUCUUACAUCAUUGCUGGAGAAGACACCCUAUUCUUCCAUGUCUCCAGCAAGAAGAGCUCUCCUGUCACAGACUCUCCAAGGUUUGCUCGUCAGAUUGAGAAGGCUCUCGCUGACAUAAAGAAUCUCUUUGAAUCUGUGGCAAAAAAGUAAUGAAGGACUUCGUUAAGGCUAAAAUUACUUGAAAUGUGAUCAGGCUCACUUCUUAGUAACAGGUUGCUAAUCAAAAGCCUUGAAGUAUGUGUAUAUCCUGAUGUGGGUGUGGUAGCUGCACCUUAUACUUCAAACAGGAUUGUAUGCUUUUGGUAAUUAUGGCAAAUUUUUAGUUUCAUUUGACUAUUAUCAAGAUUUUGUCUUGACGUGAAGUGCAUCUUCUUAUACUGUACAGAGUAUUUAGAUUUAAACUGUGUAUGGAAAAUGUAAUUUUAGACCAUUUUUAGUUUGGGAAGUUUUAUGAAAUGCCAGUGAUGGUGAGUUAUUAUUAUUAUUAUUGUUUUUUAAAUGAUGAGAAAUCUUCAUAAAGAUUUUCUAGUGUUUUUAAUUUCAAAAAGUGUUAAACCAACAUGGUUUUAUGAGUUAAAAAAAUGUAGAUUAUUUAUAGCAUAUUUGCAGCUGCUUAGUCCAGAUUGCCAAAGCUGUAAGUGUGUAGUUGUAUGAUUGUUUUUAUUCCUAACUGGCAAGAUAUAUCAUCAUUGGACUUCUAUGAGGUUUAUAGAUUUUGUCAUUUGCAGUUUUAAAGGAUUUAUAUAUAAUUGAAAUUUUC